Eurytemora carolleeae is the source of this 7220-nucleotide messenger RNA. RefSeq lists its product as uncharacterized. Gene Ontology annotation, molecular function: damaged DNA binding; ATP binding; single-stranded DNA binding. The record is from RefSeq and is a predicted model, not a curated record. The coding region runs from base 339 to 7010 and encodes 2223 amino acids. Gene Ontology annotation, cellular component: site of double-strand break; nucleus; Smc5-Smc6 complex. Gene Ontology annotation, biological process: microtubule-based movement; double-strand break repair via homologous recombination. Lineage: Eukaryota; Metazoa; Arthropoda; Copepoda; Calanoida; Temoridae. The transcript has 11 exons.
AUCUUCGUUUCAAACCUUGGAAUCAGAUUCGGCUUCGCUAGUCGGAGAACCUAGAUCUCACUUCUCGAGUUUCACUUUCAACAUUAUUGUUAACAACAGUUACUUUUAGCAUUUCUUGGAAGUAUUUCAAAUACAAGAUAGUUUCGUUGUAAUUUAAAGAGUAUAGAACUUCUCGGAAGAUUAAAUGCUAAUCCACAGGCAGUCGACAAUACUUGCCAAAAUUUUAAACACCCUUUUUUGAGAUAUAAAAUAAAACUGUUGGUUUUACUCGUAUCUAACUUGAUUAAUAUCUUUUAAAUGUUGUCUUUUCAGAUUACAACGCAUUACGCAUUGAUAAUAUGCGUCCUACUAGGGCUAAGACCCCAGCUCGGACACCCCUUGGUAUCGGAGGUAUGCGAACUCCAGCAAGAACUCCUCUACGUGGGAACGGGGUCCGUCCUAGGAUGGCAGGAGGAGAGUCUCACAAGGAUCCGGUUGAAGUUUUCUGCAGGGUUCGUCCAUCGGACGAGGAACCUGAGACCUGUGUCAAGGUGCUCUCUGAUACUCUGAUCCAGCUCACUCCUCCUCUCUCAUCCAGAGCAUACACUUCCGGGAAGGAAACUCAGUAUUCAUUCAAAGAAAUCUUCGGAGAGGAGUCCUGUCAGGCGGAUGUAUUCCAGCGUGUAGGACUGCCACUAGUCGAAGAUCUUGUCAAGGGAAAUAAUGGCCUUCUGUUUACGUACGGAGUUACUGGGAGUGGGAAAACUCACACUAUGCAGGGUACACUACAGGACGGAGGAAUUAUGAAUAGAGCAAUAGAUGUUCUCUUCAACUCUAUCAGAGACUUGCAGACCAAGAAGUACAGGCUGGUUCCUGACAAGCUGAACGGAUUCGAGAUCGUCAGUGAUGCCGACGCGGCACAAAGCCGACAAACCGAACUGAUCAACAACAUGAAGAGCUCGAGGAAUCGUCGACAGAAUUUAAGUGAUCCUGAUCUCUCAAACCGAGUCCCAGAGUCCUUCAGAAUAAAUGUUGACGAGGACGCCCAGUACACUGUAUUCAUUAGCUAUGUCGAGGUGUACAACAACUAUAUCUAUGAUCUCCUAGAGAAUCCACAGAUUGAUAUUGUGAGCGGGAAACCUAAACUUCUCUCAAAAAGUCUUCGUGAAGACAGUUUUAGGAAUAUGUUCGUGUAUGGAGUUACAGAGGUUGAGGUGAAAACUCCUGAAGAUGCUCUGGAGGCAUUCUACAAGGGACAGAAGCAAAGGAAGGUUGCACAAACUCAGUUAAACUUGUCCUCUUCCAGAUCUCAUUCUAUCUUUAAUAUUCGUGUUGUAUCUACUCCAUAUGAUCCACAGGGAGAAGAUAUUAUGACAGAUCCUACCGUUAUGACGUUAAGUCAGCUGGCAAUGGUUGAUUUGGCCGGAAGUGAGAGAACAAAUAGAACCGGAAACACCGGGGAACGGUUAGCGGAGGCUAGUAAGAUCAAUCAGUCUUUGAUGACACUUCGCUCUUGUAUUGAGAUUCUUAGAGAGAAUCAGCAGAGCGGAGGAUCCAAGAUGGUUCCAUACAGAGAUUCAAGGGUCACGCACUUGUUUAGAAACUACUUCGAGGGUCAGGGUAAGGUAAAGAUGGUAGUCUGUAUAAACCCAAGAAUCAGCGACUUUGAUGAGAACGUGAACGUGAUGAAGUUUGCUGAGCUCACCCAGGAAGUGCAGAUUGAGCGUCCUCAAACAGUUAGAUUUGAUAUGGGUCUAACUCCAGGUAGAAGGAAGGGAAACCAGAUUUACAAGGAGGCUCUAAAGAGACUAAACAGCGACGGAACCGUCGUGAUGGAGGUUGACAUGAUGCCACUCUACAACCUGGGUCCAGAUUGGCCUUGUCUCGAGUUGAGGCAGUGCGACGAGGAGGAGGUUAUUGAGAAGCUGAAAUCAUAUCUGGAGAAGAGGAUUGAUACUAGGAAGAGGCUGAUGGAGGAUAAUUCGGAGAAAAUGAGCGCGUUCCGUGAUCUCCUAGUCAAGCAGGAGGAAGAGGUGGUACUUCUACGAAAUGAAAACAAGAACCUGAAAAAUCAGUUAGAGGCUGAGAGAAAGAAAUCUCGCCAGUUAGAGACCCGAUUAUCUAACGCCGAGUGCGCAAAUCGAUCUCUGAACGACAAGGUCAACAUGUACGCAGACAUGAAGAUCCUCUUCGAAAAUGAGUUGGACGAGAAGGAACUGCUCUUGAACGCGGAGCAGAAGGAGAGGAUCAAGACCAAGCUCAAGUAUAAGCAGAGACUGAUGACGGAGAAAGAGAAAAUCAGUUAUGAUGCUGAAAGAAAGGUUCAAAUGGAAAAAUUAAGGCUGGAGAAGAAAAACGCCAAAAUGAUGGAAAAACUGGAAGAACUAAAUGCUCUUGCAUACUCGGAGAACACUGUUAACGAUGAAAACAUCGAGAACAGAGCUGUAAGAACCAAUAGUGACCCUAACUUAUCGAUAGCAGCAAACACACGGGGUCGGUCCUCGAUGAAACCAAGUUCAAGUGAUCCUCGCUUGUCUAGUACUCCCGGACCCAGAAAAUCAAUUGCCGUCAGCAACAUACGACAUCGUAGGUCCCAGAGCGCCGGGGCGGAUAAUUGGUUGGAUCACAGACCCAUCAAUGGUGUUGUGCCCAUGGAUACGGUUCUACAGCCUGUUCUUAAAAGAAGAAAGUCUGUGACAAGGUUGGAAGAGAAGGACAUUGUAAAUUCCAGAACCAACAAAUAUGUUCUCACAACACAGAACCAGAUUGAACAAGGAGAAAUGGAGACCAGGCUUUACAAGGGUGACGUAAUACCUACAGUUUGUGGAGGUCGUCAAGUCAUUUUCAACGAUAUAGAGAAGUUGACCCAGGAGAGUCCUGAGCAGGGUUCUCCUAGGAAACGAAGCUAUGAGGACUACCGAGGGAUUAGUGCCAGGAUUGCUGAUCUCCAAGAGAGGUGCGGACAAGCAGUAGAAGGACACUCCCUUACUCCUGCUUUAACCCGGAGCAGAAAACGUUCCAAAGAUGCUGACAGCCUGCAGAGUAAUGCAAGGUUUGAGUACACCAGUAAGAAUACUAAGAUCGCAAGCUUGAAGAGAGAUGUGCACGAACUUGAGUCCGGAGAAAAGAAUAAACUCACAACUUUCGGAGCAUACAUGCCUAGGUUGUGUGCUGAGAUUGAUCGUUGCACCAAGUUUGGAAAGAAACCAAUCGGUCCCAUCGGAGCUCACAUCACACUGAAAGAUAAUGUCACGGAUCAGAUUAGUACAGUUCUAGAAGGAGAGAUAGGUGCGUUGAUGCUAGCUUUCUGUGUCAACUCUUCCAAAGAUCAGGUUAUUCUCUAUAAUAUUUUCGAGAAGAUGAACCUGCCAAGGAAACCUGCAAUCAUCACUAGUGAAUUUAGCUCGGAACGCUAUGAUAUCUCAAGAGCCAGGGUUUCCUCCCCCAAGUACACAACCUUGAUAGAUUGCAUCGAUACAACAGAACCGACUGUCUUCAAUACCCUAGUUGACAGGGUUAAACUAGAGAAAAUUAUCAUCAUAGACUCAGCUGUUGAAGCCCAAUCUAUCUUGAAGAACACUGAGACUGUACCUAAAAACCUGAUGUACGCGGUGGUAAACGCAAAACAUCAAUACAUCCCAGCACCCAACUACAAGUCUUACUAUAAAGAAUACCGGAACCAACACCUUCUCAAGUCCAGUAUAGAGGAAGUAAUCGCCCUGAAGAAGGCCCAGAUUGUGGAAGAGGAGCGGGAGAUUGCUGAGUUGAAGAGAUUCAUCGUAUGUGUCAAAGCGAAGAUUUUCAAAUAUAUAUUUUUUCAGAUCAUAAUGAAGAGAAGACAUGAGAAGGGAGAAGGGGGUACAUCAAAAGUUCCGAGAACCUCCCAGGGUGUAAAGAAUGACCCCCGACCUUGGCCUUUGAAGGCUGGAAUGAUCAUGGAAGUUACGCUUAAAAACUUCAUGUGUCAUGAGAAAUUCAAGUUUGAACCGAACCAAAGAUUGAACUUCCUGUGUGGGGAGAACGGAAGCGGUAAAUCUGCGGUUCUAACCGCAAUAGUUUUCGGUCUUGGGGGAACAGCUCGUAUGUCAAAUAGAGGAAACAGUAACAAGGGAUUUAUCCGAACUGGUCAGAACAGUGCAGUCGUAGAGAUAAAACUUUGCAACCAAGGAGAAAACAAGUAUAAACCCGACCUGUACGGUGAUACUAUUACUGUUAUGAGAACUGUGACGAACUCCUCCAGCAGCUACAAGCUCAAGGAUCAGCACGGCAGGGUUGUGGUCGAGAAGAAAGUUAAAGAAGAGUUGGACAACGUUUUGACACACUUCAGCAUUCAGGUUGAAAAUCCGAUUAUUGUUCUCAAUCAAGACGCAUCUAAAACCUUCCUGUCUAAAUCUGACCCUGAGAAAAUGUAUCAGUUUUUCCACAGAUCCACACAGUUGAAGGACUGUGAGGACUUCUACCAGGCGGCGGAGGUAGAUAAGGAGGAGGCGGAGAUAUCCCUAAAGAAGAAGUUGGAAUCUCUCCCGGAGUUGGAAAGGGAGAAUGAGAAAUGGACAAAAAAGUGGGAGUUUGUUGAAAAUCUUCAAUCCCGACAUGACGAGGUUAAAAACAAGAAGAAGGAGCUGGCCUGGGGGCUCUACAGGGACAAGAAGAUUUUGGUAGAGGAGUCCAGCAAGGUGGUGGAGAAGGAAAAGAAGAAGAUUGAAAUGGCGGAAAAGGAGAUCGAGGGGAUUAACAAGCGGGACAAGGAGAUGCGUGCCAGGAAGAGGGAUGUGGAGAAGGAGAUCCAAGAUAUAGCUAAGGAUUACGAUCCCGAGUCCAAAACGCUAGUGGAUCUCAAGAAACGUCAUGAUGAAACUAAGAGACAGGUUCAGAUUGCGGAGAGGGCUGUGUCGGAACAUGAUCGGAAAAUCAAGAAAUGCAAGAAGACGCUUGAUUCCAUCACCCAGGAGAUUACGAAGCAUAAAUCUGGGAAGUGCCGUGAGUAUGAAGAGAAAAGAAUAGCUCGACAGAACCAGAUGCAGGAGCUUCAGUUGGAGACAGAAGCUCUGGAAGCUCAGAUUGAGACCUCCGGGAACCAUCUGGAACAUCUUAAAUCUGAUAAAAGAGAUGCUGACAGCCUGCAGAGUAAUGCAAGGUUUGAGUACACCAGUAAGAAUACUAAGAUCGCAAGCUUGAAGAGAGAUGUGCACGAACUUGAGUCCGGAGAAAAGAAUAAACUCACAACUUUCGGAGCAUACAUGCCUAGGUUGUGUGCUGAGAUUGAUCGUUGCACCAAGUUUGGAAAGAAACCAAUCGGUCCCAUCGGAGCUCACAUCACACUGAAAGAUAAUGUCACGGAUCAGAUUAGUACAGUUCUAGAAGGAGAGAUAGGUGCGUUGAUGCUAGCUUUCUGUGUCAACUCUUCCAAAGAUCAGGUUAUUCUCUAUAAUAUUUUCGAGAAGAUGAACCUGCCAAGGAAACCUGCAAUCAUCACUAGUGAAUUUAGCUCGGAACGCUAUGAUAUCUCAAGAGCCAGGGUUUCCUCCCCCAAGUACACAACCUUGAUAGAUUGCAUCGAUACAACAGAACCGACUGUCUUCAAUACCCUAGUUGACAGGGUUAAACUAGAGAAAAUUAUCAUCAUAGACUCAGCUGUUGAAGCCCAAUCUAUCUUGAAGAACACUGAGACUGUACCUAAAAACCUGAUGUACGCGGUGGUAAACGCAAAACAUCAAUACAUCCCAGCACCCAACUACAAGUCUUACUAUAAAGAAUACCGGAACCAACACCUUCUCAAGUCCAGUAUAGAGGAAGUAAUCGCCCUGAAGAAGGCCCAGAUUGUGGAAGAGGAGCGGGAGAUUGCGCUUGUACAGACGGAGAUGAUCGCUCAGCAGACCAGGGUGAAGGAGGCGAUGAAGUUGAUUGAAGCCGAAGAUAGAAAGAUAAAAGCUAUCCGGCAGAAAAUCCUCCAGAAGAACACAAAAAUGGAAUCAUUGAACGCAGAGGAAUUUGCAGAGCAGCCUCCGGACAUUGCAGCUUUAGAGGAUGACAAGGAAAAGUUUGCUGCAGAGUUGGAAACCUACGAAAAUGGAAUCAAAGAGAAGAGAGAGAAACUUGAGGCUGAAAUUGAGAUUGAAACAGCUGCAAAAGCUGCUAAAGAAGAGCUUGAGAAGGCUCUGAACGAGAAGAUGGAUAUGAUCGAUCCCUUGAAACUACGCUUAACUGAAUGCGAAGACGCGAUAAGGAAGAGCAAGAGAGAUGUUGAUCAUUACAUUGGGAAGAAGGAAGAAUACAGAAGGAGACUGAAAGGUUUGGAAGAUGAAUACAAUGCUAAGGUUGCGGAGAGUGAAACCCUCCUAGAACGUGCAUUUACGUUUGGCCCAGAUAGGAUGGAAGUCAAGAAAAGUAUCGACAUCUUGAAGGAGGAAAUAUUAAAGAUGGAGGGGAAGUUGCAGAAGCUCAAGGAGAACACUGAACCUGUUGAAGUUGUUAAAUCCAACUAUAAGAAGUAUCGCAGAGCCUGUGAAACCGCUAAACGAGAGUUAAAGGAUCUGCAGAAAUUGAUCUCCGCCCUAAGCAAAGCAAUCCUUCUCCGGAAGAAAGGUUACAAAAUGAUAUUGCGUGCAACCUCCCAAGCCGUUCAGAGGAGCUUCACUACUCAACUGGAUAUUCGGAAAUUCGUUGGUAGACUGAAAAUCAACCACAUUGAGAAAACCCUGGAGGUCAAGGUGAACCCGAAUGAAAGCAGCACUGCAGGAGGAAUGAAUAUAGAUAGAGAUCUCAAAUCUCUGUCAGGCGGAGAGAGAUCCUUUACUCUUGUAUCUUUCAUCCUGGCUCUUUGGAAUGCAAUGAAUCCUCCCUUUAGGAUUUUGGACGAGUUCGACGUGUUCAUGGACGCAGUGAACCGACGAAUCUCCGUGCAGAACAUCAUCAACUACGCCAGGGAGGACAGAAGGAACCAGUUCAUGUUCCUCACACCCCUCGACACCAACAACAUCGAGAUCAACUCCGACGUCAAGAUAAUUAAACUCCAGAAGUUGAAGAGUUAAACUUAUGUAAUCUUGAAUGUAAACUUAAUUUUUGAAUAUUCUCAAAUGUAUCUAUUUUUUUCUAAAGUUAAGUUUGUAUUGUUUCAAAUCUAUUCUAAAAGAACUUAAUUUUUUGUGUUUCGAAAAUUCAUCCCGUAAGUGAUAUUUCUUAAAUGUGAUACAUCGUAUGUGUCAAAGCGAAGAUUUUCAAAUAUAUAUUUUUUUUAAAUA